Messenger RNA from Drosophila ficusphila, 887 nucleotides. RefSeq names its product basic salivary proline-rich protein 4. The record is from RefSeq and is a predicted model, not a curated record. NCBI's taxonomy places the organism in Eukaryota, Metazoa, Arthropoda, Insecta, Diptera, Drosophilidae.
AUGAACUCGAAACUGGAAUAUCCGUAUUCAGAUUCCCGUCCAGAGUUGUCAGUUUUAUCGAGUGGGUUCACCGCCAAUGGCAGACCGCUAACCUCUCCGCCGCCAGCAUCUCCGUGUGGCAAGUGCAACAAUUGUCCGUGCGGCACCAGUGGCGGUGCCCCGCCCCAGCAUCCGCCCCACCGGCCGCCGCCCUCGUACGCCCACCAGCCGCAGCAGCAGCCGGAGAGCUGUCCGUAUCCCCAGGCACAGGGGCAGGGGCAGGGGCAGCCGGCCGGAGGGUGCCAGGUGAGCUCGUACCAGCCGCAAGCAGACAACAACGCCGCCUGCACCCUCUACCCGCCCCGCGCGGGACCCACAGUGGAGUGCACCUGCACCCAGAACCGCACCCGUGGAUCGGCGCCCCCGCAAUACCAGGCAGACCACAUCACCUGCAGCCGUCCGCCGCGGGAGCAGCCGCCCGCCCUGGAGACGCGCUGCACCUGCCGCGAGAAGCCGCCCAAGGCGGAGUGCCACUGCGCCCCGCCGGUGGCCCCGCCCCCCAGCAGGCGAUGUCAGCCGGCCCAGCAGCAACAGCCCACCCACAUGCACGUGACCUGCGGGCAGGGCGUGAAUCGGUCAGGUCCGCAGCCGUACCGCCAGGGGAACCAUCCGGGACAGCCGGUCAACCAGAACGCCUGCGGUCACUGCCGGUCGCAGAAGAAGCAGAAGAAGUGCUCCAUCCAGUGAGACGGUUCAGCUGGAGGAGACCGGAUCCCAGCAGGCGACAGCGGGCAGGCAGCUCAGAUCGAAACACUCGGAACACGUCAACAGUACUCACACAUUUCGGACUAUCCUAAAUUAUAGCGUUUUCCUGCCUUUCGGGACAAUAAAGCCAAUGUGACCGAUGA